UAACUGUGUGUAGUCGUCCAGCUGAGCAGUGUGAACACAAACAAAGGCUGUUGCACGUUUAGCUGUCAGGAUGACCAUGAAUAAAUCCCGAGUGUCCGCGGGUUUCAUCGUGCUGGGAGUUCUGACAACGUUUUUCGGCAUUGUUCUGGUUUUCGUAGGGCCGAUAAUAAUCAACGACCAAGUAGUUAAGAACACAAUAAUCAGUCCCAGCAAUGAGCUCUCCUACUCCAUGUGGAAGGACCUCCCAGUGCCCUUCUUCAUGUCAGUCUACUUCUUCAACGUCCUGAACCCUCAGGAGGUCCUGAAUGGAGAGAAGCCAAUGGUGGAGGAGAGAGGGCCCUACGUGUACAGAAAGCGGUUUCAGAAGGAAAAUAUCACGUUUCACCCCAACGGGACGGUGUCCUACAUAGAAUACAGAAGUUACUACUUUGACCGCUCCAUGUCUGUUGGGAACGAGUCGGAUAUCGUCACUAUUCCAAACAUGCUGGUUCUGGGUGCAGCUGUGAUGUUGCAGGACAUGCCCUACGCAUUGCGUUUACUGGUCAGCGCCACCUUCAAGACCUUCAGUGAAGGCCCCUUCCUGACCAAGACAGUGGGAGAGUUGCUGUGGGGUUAUGACAGUAAACUAGUCGAUUUCCUUAAUCAGUACCUUCCGGGCAUGUUGCCCACAUCUGGAAGAUUUGGACUCUUUGUAGAGUUCAACAACUCCAACACUGGGCUGUUCACUGUCCACACUGGGAAAGAUGACAUCACAAAAGUCCACAAAGUUGACUCCUGGAACGGCCUGAGAGAGCUGAACUACUGGAGGACUCCUCAGUGUAACAUGAUCAAUGGAACAGCUGGGCAGAUGUGGCCUCCAUUCAUGACCAAAGAGAGCACCCUGCCCUUCUACAGUCCUGAUGUUUGCCGGUCUAUGGAACUUGUUUACAAGCAAUCUGGCAACAUGAAAGGGAUCCCUUCAUAUCGAUUUGUUGCUCCCAAGACCCUGUUUGCUAAUGGGACUGAUUACACUCCCAAUGAAGGCUUUUGUCCCUGCAGGCAGUCCGGCCUGCUCAACGUCAGCACCUGUCGCCACAACUCCCCGACCUUCAUCUCUCAUCCUCACUUCUUUAAUGGUGAUCCUGUGCUGCAAGACUUUGUGUUGGGCCUUCAUCCCAAUGAGGAGGAACAUGGCCUUUUUAUAGACAUCCACCCACUAACAGGUAUUCCUCUGAAUGUGUCCGUCCGCCUUCAGCUCAACCUUUAUAUGAAGAAAGUGUCAGGAAUUACAGAAACUGGCAAAAUUUCUGAGGUGGUGAUGCCCAUGCUAUGGUUUGAGGAGAGUGGGUACAUAGAUGGACCAGUCCUCACAACAUUUCACACAAACCUGGUUGUUCUACCUGCUGUGAUGGAGUACAUUCAGUACAUCUUCAUAGCUCUCGGCCUAGUAACAAUUAUUGUUGCCUCUCUGGUGCAUUACAAAGCCAAGGCAACCAGUAAGGGGCAGGUAAAUGGCUCACGUGGCGAAAAGUAUCAUGAGUGAUUCAGAGAAAAGAGCAUGAACGUGGCACAAUACCAAGUCGAAGCACAAGCACUUCACCGGAUGAACAAACUCCUUUGCUG
This is a messenger RNA of Nematolebias whitei (Rio pearlfish), 1602 nucleotides long. It is a transcript of the gene scarb1, whose product is annotated as scavenger receptor class B, member 1. Gene Ontology annotation, molecular function: scavenger receptor activity; low-density lipoprotein particle binding; lipid binding. NCBI's taxonomy places the organism in Eukaryota, Metazoa, Chordata, Actinopteri, Cyprinodontiformes, Rivulidae. Gene Ontology annotation, cellular component: caveola; cytoplasm. Bases 71 to 1522 code for a protein of 483 amino acids. The transcript is spliced from 13 exons. The record is from RefSeq and is a predicted model, not a curated record. Gene Ontology annotation, biological process: plasma lipoprotein particle clearance; recognition of apoptotic cell; cholesterol efflux.